CAUGACUAUACUUCUGCAAAUUUAAUUUUCUGUUUAAUUAGUAAGUAAACCACUCGUUUAUGCAACGCAACUGAAACUAAAGUUGCACUAUACUUCUCUAGUCAAGAUGGUUGAGGGGAAAGGAAGAAAAUGUUAUUAUCCGUGGGGUAGUACACAUCUAUUUGAGAUUGAUUCAAACAAAUCAUAUGAGUUCAUUAUUUGGAUUAAAAGCACACAACCCGAUCUUCACAACUUUCUUGGUUUUCGAGCGUAUGACAAAGACAGAAAUCUUCUGACCUUCCUAUUACUUCCAAGUGAAUAUAAGCAGUAUUAUUCCGAUGUCACAACCAAACCGUAUUUCAAAAGAAGCAACAAUGAUGCAAAAACGUGGACAUGGUGGAAUGGAUUUGUACUUUCAGAAGGAGCUGAUGACAUUUCUUCUCUCUUCAGUAAUGGACGAAAGUGGGUGUGGCCACGAGGUGCCAAGUAUGCGCAGUUGAGGUUUGGCACUUGCUAUGGCGACGGAGAGAAAUUCAACCAAGGAAUCACUUAUUUCAGUCGUCCUCGAGUGGAGCAAAUCGACUGAUUUACAGUCGUAAACUUAUGUCAUGUACAUAUACUUGUGUUUUUUCAGACAAAUUGACUUAACAACAAGGAAUAGUUGUUAGAGCGUUACCAUGGCAGCACCUUUCAUUGCUACUACUAGUAUCUUUAUAGUAAGUUAAAAGACUCUCAUUUUGAUUGCACUACUAGAGUUGUAGCGUGCAAGUGACGUAGUAAGUUUUCAAGCCAAAAACAAAUCUAGAAAUCGUGUUUCGUGUGACUUUGCUGUCUAUAGAAUUAUUAGUAAUUUGCUAGAUUAGUUUUAGACUUAGGCAGUAAUCAAAA
Corticium candelabrum is the source of this 867-nucleotide messenger RNA. RefSeq lists its product as uncharacterized. Lineage: Eukaryota; Metazoa; Porifera; Homoscleromorpha; Homosclerophorida; Plakinidae. The record is from RefSeq and is a predicted model, not a curated record. The coding region runs from base 107 to 565 and encodes 152 amino acids. The transcript has a single exon.